Psylliodes chrysocephalus is the source of this 1074-nucleotide messenger RNA. The record is from the annotation of a GenBank genome assembly. Lineage: Eukaryota; Metazoa; Arthropoda; Insecta; Coleoptera; Chrysomelidae.
UAUACUUAUUUGAAUAUAUUCUUGAGUUGAUGUUAAUCCUGCAGGUAACUAUAUUACCGACAGAGUAGGAUUAGUUCUACAACCCCCCCAAAGGUCGUUGCAAUCAAACAUGUUGCCAACAAAUUUCUACAAAAAGACACGCCUUCGUCCAUGUCAUAAGUCAUAACAUAACCCUCAAUCCAGUCCUAAAAAAAUGGAAAAUUACAAAAAGGGUAAAAACAUUGAGGAACCUCUCGAAAGAGACAAAAUCCCAAUUCCUAAUCUUCCACCAAACUUCCUUUGGAUGCAGGUAAAAGGUGGAAGUAAGAUUCGUAAUCUUUUAUCACAUGCAAUUAACGAAUUUCCAGAAGUUAAACAUGUAAUCUGGACAGGUUUUGGACCAUCUGUAGGAAAAUGUAUCACAUGUGCAGAAAUAAUGAAGAGAGAAUUUAAUAAUUCUUUACAUCAAAUAACCAAAUUAUCCUAUAGAAAAGUUGAUGAAUAUUGGGAUCCUAUACUCUCUGAAUUAGAUCAAUUAAUUGUUAAAAGAAGGCUACCAAUGAUUCAUAUAUACUUAUCGACUGAAAAUUUAAAUACAGAAGAAUUAGGAUAUCAAGCUCCAGGAGAAACUAUUGCAUUUAAUAAAGAUGGUCAAAAUAAAAGAACCUCACACAAUAAGAAAUUUGGAGGCCAAUACAUCAAAAGUAGGAAUAAAAACAAAGCCACAAAUGGCAAUGAAAAAAGUAGCUCUAGCAAUACAAAAAAUGAGAAUGGAUAGUUCCACAUAUUCAAUAAAAAUGUUAUUGCAUUAUUUUUAUUUGAACCCCAGACCUAACGUUUAAUUAAUAUGAUUCUAAAGUGUCUAAACAGGUUUAAAAAGAUUCUAAUUUAUAAAUUAAUCCAAUUCCAUUUUUUCAUAGGAGUGCAACAGUCCUUUUGACCUGAGACUUUUCACUACUUUUUGAGUUUCCCUAUCCUUAGCUAUUGUAAAGUUUAUUUACAAUUUCUUUAGAUCAACUUAUUUUUAAAAUCGAUUUAUAUUUGUCAAAAAAUAAAGAGGUGAAGAAAUAAAAACAAUUUAUAAAAGUGCCUAAU